CAUCAGAGAACCCACAUGGGGGAGAAAGCUUUUGAGUGUUUAGAGUGUGGAAAGAGAUUCAGUAUGAGCAGCAGACUUCAGAGACAUCAUAAAACCCACAUGGGGGAGAAACCUUUUAAGUGCUCAGAGUGUGGGAAAAGUUUCAGUACCAGCACCAAUCUUCAAACGCAUGAAAGAACCCAUACAGGGGAGAAACCUUUUGAAUGCUCAGAGUGUGGAAAGAAAUUCACUCAGAGUGCCAGUCUUCACUAUCAUCAGAGAACCCACACAGGGGAGAAACCUUUUGAGUGCUCAGAGUGUGGGAAAAGUUUCAGUACCAGCAGCAAUCUUCAAUCGCAUCAGAGAACCCAUACAGGGGAGAAACCUUUUGAAUGCUCAGAGUGUGAAAAGAAAUUCACUCAGAGUGCCAGUCUUCACUAUCAUCAGAGAACCCACACAGGGGAGAAACCUUUUGAGUGCUCAGAGUGUGGAAAGAGAUUUGGUUAUAGCUGCAGUCUUCAACUGCAUCAGAGAACCCACACAGGGGAGAAACCUUUUGAAUGCUCAGAGUGUGGAAAAAAAUUCACUCAGAGUGCCAGUCUUCACUAUCAUCAGAGAACCCACACAGGGGAGAAACCUUUUAAGUGCACAGAGUGUGGAAAGAGAUUUGGUUAUAACUGCAGUCUUCAGCUGCAUCAGAGAACCCACACAGGGGAGAAACCUUUUGAGUGCUCAGAGUGUGGAAAGAGAUUCAAAUAUAGUAGCGACCUUCAGUGUCAUCAGAGAACCCACACAGGGGAGAAACCUUUUGAAUGCUCAGAGUGCGGAAAGAGAUUUAGUAUGAGUGGCCAUCUUCAAUAUCAUCAGAGAGCCCACACAGGGGAGAAGCCUUUUGAAUGCUCAGAGUGUGGAAAGAGAUUCAGUCAGAGUGGCAGUCUUCAAGUGCAUUGCCGAACCCACAUAGGGGAGAAACCUUUUGAAUGCUCAGAGUGUGGAAAGAGAUUCUGUCAGAGUAGCAAUCUUUAUCGUCAUCAGAGAACCCACACACGGGAGAAGCCUUUUAAAUGCUCAGAGUGUGGACAGCAAUUCAGUCAGAGUAGCCACCUUCAACAGCAUCAGAGAACCCACACAGGGGAGAAGCCUUUUGAAUGCUCAGAGUGUGGAACGAGAUUCAGUCAGAGUGGCAGUCUUCAAAGGCAUCAGAGAACCCACAGAGCGGAUAAGCCUUUUGAAUGCUCAGAGUGUGGAAAGAGAUUCGGUCAGAGUGGCAGUCUUCAAAAACAUCAGAGAACCCACAGAGGGGAGAAAUCUUUUGAAUGCUCAAAAUGUAACAGUUGCUUCCUGACCCCUAAUAAUAUUCAACAGCAUCAGAAAGCCCAUACAGGGGAGAAACCUUUUGAGUGCUCAGAGUGUGGAAAGAGAUUUGGUAUGAGUGGCAGUCUUCAACGUCAUCAGAAGAUGCACACAGGGGCGAAGCCUUUUGAAUGCUCAGAGUGUGGAAAGACAUUUAGUACGAGUGGCCAUCUUCAAAAGCAUCAGAGAACCCACACAGGAGAGAAGCCUUUUGAAUGCUCAGUGUGUGGAAAGAGAUUUAGUCAGAGUGGCAGUCUUCAAUAUCAUCAGAGAACCCACACAGGGGAGAAGCCUUUUCAAUGCUCUGAGUGUGGAAAGGGAUUUAAUACGAGUGGCCAUCUUCAAAAGCAUCAGAGAACCCACACAGGGGAGAAGCCUUUUGAAUGCUCAGAGUGUGGAAAGACAUUCAGCCAGAGUGGCCAUCUUCUAACACAUCAGAGGACCCACACAGGGGAGAAGCCUUUUGAAUGCUCAGAGUGUGGAAAGAGAUUUAGUCGGAGUGGCAAUCUUCAAGAGCAUCAGAGAACCCAUACAGGGGAGAAGCCUUUUGAAUGCUCAGAGUGUGGAAAGAGAUUUCGUACGAGUGGCAGUCUUCAAAGGCAUCAGAGAACCCACAUAGGGGAGAAACCUUUUGAAUGUUCAGAUUGUGGAAAGACAUUCAUUUGGAGAGGCAGUUUUCAAACACACCAGAGAACCCACACCAGAGAGAAGACUUUUGAAUGCUCAGAGUGUGGAAAGAGGUUCAUGUGGAGUGGCAGUCUUCAGUGUCAACAGAGAACACACACAGUAGAAAAACUUUUUGAAUGCUCAGACUGUGGAAAGAGAUUCAGUUGGAGUGGCAGUCUUCAGCUGCACCAAAGAACCCACACAGGGGAGAAGCCUUUUGAAUGCUCAGAGUGUGGAAAGAGAUUCAGUACGAGUGGCAGUCUACGAAAGCAUCAGAGAACCCACACAGGGGAGAAGCCUUUUGAAUGCUCAGAGUGUGGAAAGAGAUUCAGUCAGAAUGGCAGUUUUCAAACGCAUCAGAGAACCCACACAGGGGAGAAGCCUUUUGAAUGCUCAGUGUGUGGAAAGAGAUUCAGUCAGAGUGCCAAUCUUCAAGUGCAUCAGAAAACCCACACAGGGGUGAAGCCUUUUGAAUGCUCAGUGUGUGUAAAGAGAUUCAGUCAGAGUGGCAAUCUUCAACGUCAUCAGAGAAUGCACACAGGGGAGAAGCCUUUUGAGUGCUCAGAGUGUGGAAAGAGAUUCAGUGAUAGUUACCAUCUUCAAACGCAUCAGAGAAUCCACACAGGAGAGAAGCCUUUUGAAUGCUCAUUGUGUGGAAAGAGAUUCAGUCGUAGUGGCAGUCUUCAAUAUCAUCAGAAAACCCACACAGGGGAG
Molecule: messenger RNA, 2712 nt
Organism: Heteronotia binoei (common prickly gecko)
Lineage: Eukaryota; Metazoa; Chordata; Lepidosauria; Squamata; Gekkonidae
Product: zinc finger protein 850-like
Exons: 6
Biological process (GO): regulation of transcription by RNA polymerase II
Cellular component (GO): nucleus
Molecular function (GO): DNA-binding transcription activator activity, RNA polymerase II-specific; RNA polymerase II cis-regulatory region sequence-specific DNA binding
Source: RefSeq, a predicted model, not a curated record